AUGGCUGCUCUUAGUUGGUUAACUUGUAGGCAAGUACCUCGAAUCGCGCCUCAGUUUUGGCGCAUAUUAAAAGGCGCAAGGGCUCAACAUAUUGUGACUCCAGCUCGCCGAUUUCAGCGGACACCGCACAGAUGGAUUGGCGACAAAGGACCUUGGAACAAGAGCCGGAUACCGGAGCAACAUCACUUGACAGAUCUCGAUAAAGCGGAUGCUCUGAUGCUGCGGAAAUCCCAUGAAACAGGGUUCCUGUCCUGGUUUCGGAAUGGUCUUCUGGCGACAGGUAUUGGAGUUAUCUCCUUUGUUCAGAGUGAUGUCGGAAGGGAGGCCGGUUAUGCGUUCUUCAUCUUGGGUGGAGUCUGCGUGUCGUUUGGAGGAGCGUCUUACGUGGGUAAUCUGUUUGCUCUGCGGCGUAUCAUGCUGCUGUCUGUACCAGCAGUGCUGAUGCACACAGGUGUCGUGUCCAGCAUCGCCCUCUUCUGGCUGUGCGCGGUAUCGCUCUACAUAGGCCGGCUUGAGGUGGAGAUCAUUCACGAUGAGGAUGAAGAGGAGGGCGGAAUGGAGGGAGGGGAGUGUGAAAGCUGCAGGGCCCGUCGUGAAAGACAGCAGGCGAACGACAAAGGCCAGGAGAAAUAAAUGAGAGAGAGAGCGAGAGAG
Messenger RNA from Chanos chanos (milkfish), 654 nucleotides. It is a transcript of the gene tmem160, whose product is annotated as transmembrane protein 160. The record is from RefSeq and is a predicted model, not a curated record. NCBI's taxonomy places the organism in Eukaryota, Metazoa, Chordata, Actinopteri, Gonorynchiformes, Chanidae. The transcript is spliced from 4 exons. The coding region runs from base 1 to 633 and encodes 210 amino acids.